AUGGCAACAAUGGCCAUCGCCCCAGACUAUGGCUACGUCCUCCUCGCCGCAACCUCGACCUUCAUCGUCAACAUCCUGCAUAUGCUCAACACAGGCGCCUACCGCAAAGCAGCAAAGAUAUCCUAUCCAGCCGCAUACGCACCCUCCUCACGCACUGAUGCCGACGCACACAGAUUCAAUUGCGCCCAAAGAGCCCACGCCAACUACAUCGAAAACCAAGUCUCGACCCUCGGCGCCCUCUUCAUAGCCGGCUUGAGCUACCCCCGCGUGGCGGCUGGUAUGGGCCUUGGCUGGAGCGCGUGUGGGCUUGAUUGGCAUGGCGGGGUGGACUGGGGUGGCGACUAUUUUGGGGUGGUAGAUAUGGAGAUGGGAAUGGUGAGUAGUUGA
Molecule: messenger RNA, 387 nt
Organism: Lachnellula hyalina
Lineage: Eukaryota; Fungi; Ascomycota; Leotiomycetes; Helotiales; Lachnaceae
Gene: Mgst3
Product: Microsomal glutathione S-transferase
Exons: 3
Coding region: 1-387 (128 amino acids)
Cellular component (GO): nuclear envelope; membrane; endoplasmic reticulum
Molecular function (GO): glutathione transferase activity; glutathione peroxidase activity
Source: RefSeq, a predicted model, not a curated record